Acanthocheilonema viteae is the source of this 2313-nucleotide messenger RNA. Lineage: Eukaryota; Metazoa; Nematoda; Chromadorea; Rhabditida; Onchocercidae. The record is from the annotation of a GenBank genome assembly.
AUGACGAAGAGCGAUGAUGCCCUUAUGUUGAAGUCAGAGCAGGAGAAAUUAUUGGAAGAAACAUGUCUUACGGUGCGAUCCUUAUCAUUCGAAAUGAAACGGUGUUUGGAUAAAGGUGUUCUGAUGGAUGCAUUAAAGCAUGCAUCACAAAUGCUUGCGGAGUUGCGUACCGGAACACUUACACCGAAGUACUACUACAGGCUUUAUGUUGAUGUAACUAAUGAAUUGCAACACUUAGAAACACAUCUCACUGAAGAUUAUGAAAAAGGAAGGAAAGUCGCUGAUUUAUAUGAGCUUGUACAGUAUGCUGGCAAUGUUAUCCCUCGUUUAUAUUUACUAGUAACUGUUGGUGUUGUGUACAUAAGACUGGGGGAAGCGAAUGCUCGAGAUAUAUUGAAGGAUUUAGUUGAAAUGUGUCGCGGUGUACAACAUCCACUUCGAGGUCUUUUUCUGCGUAAUUAUUUGCUACAGUGCACGAGGAAUUUGUUGCCCGAUAUAGCAGAGAGUGAUAAUAACGAUCAUGGUGAUGUACGAGAUGCAAUCGAUUUCAUUAUGGUGAACUUUGCUGAAAUGAAUAAAUUAUGGGUACGAAUGCAGCACCAAGGACCAAGUCGAGAGAAGGAUAAGCGUGAACGUGAACGACGAGAGUUGCGAAUCUUGGUAGGAACAAAUCUUGUUCGACUUUCGCAGCUGGAAAAUCUCAAUAUUGAUACUUACCGCAAGAUUGUAUUGCCUGGAAUUUUGGAGCAAGCCGUGUCAUGCAAAGAUGCGAUCUCUCAAGAAUAUCUUAUGGAAUGUGUUAUUCAGGUCUUUCCAGAUGAGUAUCACUUAGCAACUUUGCAUGAAUUUCUCCAUGCUUGUUCUGAAUUGGAUCAAGGUGUGCAGAUAAAAAACGUUUUCGUAGCUUUAAUUGAUCGUCUUGCAAUUUAUGCAUCAUCUGAAGGUGUUGAAAUUCCCAACGAUAUGCCACUGUUUGAGAUCUUUUCAAAGCAGACACAAUCAGUGAUAAUGAGUCGGGAGGGAAUGCCACCGGAAGAUGUCGUUUCAUUGCAGACUACUCUCGUUAACUUUGCUUUGAAAUGUUACUCGGAAAGAACUGAUUAUGCAGAUAUAGUUUUCGCCACCACAGCAAAUGUUUUCACUAAGUUUAAAAUAUCAAGAGCUCCGUACAAUAGCAUUGUUGGCCAUGAAAUAAUGAAAAUUUUGCGAAUCCCAGUGGAUCAAUACAAUGACGUUGACAAACUCCUUCAGUUGGAACACUAUAGUGAUGUCUUAGGAUUGAUGGAUUACCGUGGUAGAACCCAGGCAGCAGCAUAUGUUUUACAGAAGAUGGUAGAUAAUGAUACAGUUUUAACUACAAUGGAAGCAGUGGAGAAACUAUUAAAUUUAAUCGAGCCAUUACUGGUGGAUCAGGAAGACCAGCCUGAAGAUCUAGGAAUGAAUGAAGACUUUGCCGAUGAGCAAGCCCUUGUUUCACGAUUUGUUAAUCUCAUCCAUGCUCCAACAACAGAUCAGCAGUUUUUGAUAAUCAGUGCAGUGAGAAAGCGUUUUGGUGCUGGGGGACGUUACCGAAUUCAGUAUUCGUUGCCUACCAUUACUUUUGCCUUAUAUCAGUUAAUUCUUCGCUAUGCGGCUGAAUCCGAUGAUGAAAAACGUGAUGCAAAACUGCAAAAAAUAUUCGUCUUUUGUAUGCAUACAGUAGACGCUUUAGUUUCGUCAGCAGAACUUUCACAGUUACCAAUACGAUUGUAUUUGCAGGGAGUAUUGAUCGCUGACCAAAUCAAAUUUGAAAACAGUGUGACUGUUGCAUAUGAAUUCUUUUCUAAGGCUUUUUCCAUUUAUGAAGAGGAAGUUGCUGAUAGUCGAGAACAGCUGGCAGCAAUAUCAUUACUUAUAGGUACUCUUGAGCGAGUAAAAUGCUUAACAGAAGAAAAUCAUGAACCGUUACGUACUCAGUGCGCUCAUUCCUCUGCUAAGCUUUUUAAAAAAGCUGAUCAGUGUGUAGCAGUUUGCUUAGUAGCACAUUUGUUUUGGAAUGGUCAUACAGCAAACAGUGAUCUUCCGAUGAAAGAUUCCGUGCAGGUCAUAAAUUGCCUAAAAAAAGCUUUACGUGUUGCAUCUCAGUGCAUGGAUCCAGUUGUCCAAAUACAACUUUAUAUAACUGUCUUUAAUCACUAUCUUUAUUUCUAUGAAGAUGGAUGUGAUGAGAUUACAAUCGAUAUAUUGAAUCAAGUUGUUGGAAAGAUUCGUGAAUUAAUUGUACAGUUAGAGCCAUCAAAUGAAGCGGAACAAAUAACUACACAUUUCGAUUAG